Molecule: messenger RNA, 1458 nt
Organism: Salvia miltiorrhiza (redroot sage)
Lineage: Eukaryota; Viridiplantae; Streptophyta; Magnoliopsida; Lamiales; Lamiaceae
Product: protein FAR1-RELATED SEQUENCE 5-like
Exons: 6
Coding region: 1-1458 (485 amino acids)
Biological process (GO): regulation of DNA-templated transcription
Source: RefSeq, a predicted model, not a curated record
AUGGUGUGUAGACAUGAAGGUUCGAAAGAAGAUGUUAAAGUCAAAGAUGUUGACCAAGGUGCAAAGAAACAAAAGAGAAAGCGUUUGUCUUCUAGGGCGCAUUGUAUGGCUCGUGUUGGUUAUCGAAUCGCAGUUGGGAUUGACUAUGAGAUUUAUAAAUUCAUUGAAGGUCACACGCAUAAGUUGGCUUCCGAAGGGUAUCAUCAUUUGUUGAAAGUUCAUAGGAAUCUUGAUUAUGGGCAUCAAUUUUUCAUGGCUAAAUGUUUUAAGGCUAAUAUAUGUGCAGUUCGUUCCUUCAAGAUUUAUUCUGAGUUAGUAGGUGGUGUGGAUGAUGCAGGCUGCAGGAAGAUUGACUUUAAAAAUCAUUCUCGUGAUGUGAAGUCAUGGGCCAAUGGAGUUGAUGUCGAAAUCUUACUUGAAAAGUUUAAGCGAAAGCGUUCUGCAAAUAAUGCUGUAUCAAUUGAGAACUACAAAAUUUUUGGACAGACAAUAUCAUUUGAUGCAAUGUAUAACACGAAUAGGUAUAGUUUGAUCUUCACUCCCUUCACGGGUAAAGACGAUCAAGGAAGGUGUGUUACUUUUGGAGCUGGAUUGAUUUCACGCGAGGAUGAAGAAUCAUAUUCUUGGAUUUUGUCUACUUUUGUGAAGUGCAUGGGAUCGCAGCCUACUAUGAUAAUUACGGAUCAAGAUCUUGGUAUGAGAGCAGCUAUUGCCAAGUUGUCUGUGCCUUUAAGGGAUGAUCCUGAUUUUAAAUUGAGAUUUGAUGAAGUUGUUUGGAGUGAUGCAUAUGAGCCUAACUUGCACAUGAGUGCUUUGUUCAGAACAACAUCAUUGUCUGAGAGUGAGAACAACUUUUUCAAACGUCACUUAAAUAAGCAUGCAAGUUUAAGUGAGUUGUAUGUGUUGUUUGAGACGGCUAUUGAAACUCAACGUCAUGAUCAUGAUGCAUUAAGUUUGGCUGAUGAGACAUCUUUCCCUGAGUUACGUACAAUACUGGAUAUUGAGAAGCAUGCUGCUACUGUAUAUACUAAUAAUAUUUUCCUAGAGGUUCAAAAGGAAAUCCAAUAUGUAUCUGCAUAUUGUACUAUACCUAAAUGCAUAGAUGACAAUGAGGGACACAUAUAUGAUGUGGAUGACGAUGCAGUUGUUGCACGCAAUUUGAAGUUUAAAGAAAUCCCGGAAAAAUACAUUGUCUACAGAUGGACAAAGAAUGUGUCAUCAAUCUUCAGAAAGGUAGGUCAAAAUCGUUUUGGUUCAUCAACUAAUAAUUGCGAAGCAAAUGCAGAUGGUUUGGUUUCUUUGGCUUUGAAUUGCAUUGGAAUUGUGGAGGGUAAUGUUGAAGCGAUUCAAUCUUUGAGGAAGAUGUUGCAAGAUUUUUUAGAUGAACAAUCCAAAAAGUCAUGUAAUGCAUCUUCAUCUUCUUUUAAAGAAAGAUUGAUUGAGAAUUUCUAUGAUUGA